AUGUCCCAGUCGCCUAAUAUGGAACCUUGUGUAUCUGUUGUUGCUUUUGGUCAUGAUCAUGUUAGAGAUGAUUGUAAGUUAAUCCGGCUGUUAAGAUUUUAUGAAAUAACUGACAAUGAUGUACCAAGGGAGGAAUGCAUAUAUGUCCCCAACAUGUGGGAGAUAUAUAGUCUAAGAAGAAAUUCAUGGAAGAAACUUGAAGCUAACACUAAUAUUGGAAAUUCAAAUAAUGAUAACCUAUACGUGAAUGGAAUGUGUCAUUGGUGGCAUAUACAUCGUGAUUAUGAUACUAACAUUGAUGAUCCAUUGUUGGUGUCAUUUGACUUAUGUAAUGAGGUAUUCCUCACAACACCUUUGCUUGUAGACACGAUUGAACGUUUUGAUAUUUAUCAUUUGACAUUAUUGAAUGGGGCCAUAGCUUUCAUAACAUACGAUGGAACCACUACUUUUCAUAUAAAAAUCUUGGGAGAAAUUGGUGUGAAGGAAUCAUGGGCUAAAGUAUUCAUUGUUAAGCCUAUUCCCUACUUUGAACGUAUUAUCGGAGUAGGGAAGAAUGGUGUUAUAUUCUUCAUAAAAGAUGAUUGUGAAUUAGUCUGGUUUGAUCUAAGUACCAAAAAGAUUGGAGAGUUGGGUAUUAAAGGACGAAAAUUUUAUUGUUACAUAGUAAGUUAUAAGGAUAGGUUUCUCCCGAUUGAAAGUUUUCUUAUAUAG
This is a messenger RNA of Vicia faba (fava bean), 711 nucleotides long. Lineage: Eukaryota; Viridiplantae; Streptophyta; Magnoliopsida; Fabales; Fabaceae. The record is from the annotation of a GenBank genome assembly.